Mastomys coucha (southern multimammate mouse) is the source of this 3072-nucleotide messenger RNA. Its product is annotated as dimethylaniline monooxygenase [N-oxide-forming] 5-like. The record is from RefSeq and is a predicted model, not a curated record. The transcript has 10 exons. The coding region runs from base 211 to 1842 and encodes 543 amino acids. NCBI's taxonomy places the organism in Eukaryota, Metazoa, Chordata, Mammalia, Rodentia, Muridae. Gene Ontology annotation, molecular function: NADP binding; N,N-dimethylaniline monooxygenase activity; flavin adenine dinucleotide binding.
GGCUUCAUCUUCAAGAGCAUGGGAGGAACGACUUCUCUACCUUCAUCAAGAAGUCCAAACUAAACUUCAGUUUCCUCCUUUCCAAGGGCUGGAGCCUCUGAGUUCAAAGACUGUGUGAUAACUUCUGUAACUUCUGCAGCAAUCACAUAACCUAGUCCACAGUUUGGGUCAACCCACAGUUUGAAUAAUAUAUAAAAAGGUGGUAGCAACAUGGCCAAGAAGCGGAUAGCUGUGAUUGGAGCUGGGAUCAGUGGCCUGGGAGCCAUCAAGUGCUGCUUGGAUGAAGGCCUGGAGCCCACCUGCUUUGAAAGAAGUGAUGACAUCGGAGGCCUGUGGAAAUUUCAAAAGAACCCUUCAGAAAAAAUGCCUAGUAUCUACAGAUCUGUGACCAUCAACACUUCAAAGGAGAUGAUGUGUUUCAGUGAUUUUCCCAUCCCUGACCACUUCCCCAACUACAUGCACAACAGCAAACUCAUGGACUACUUCAGGAUGUACGCCAAGCACUUCAGUCUUCUGGAUUACAUCCGAUUUAAGACCACAGUGAAGAGCGUGAGAAAGCGUCCAGACUUCAGCAUCCACGGACAAUGGGAUGUUGUUGUGGAAGCAGAUGGAAAACAAGAGAGCUUGGUCUUUGAUGGGAUUCUGGUCUGCAGUGGCCAUCACACAGACCCCCACCUGCCACUCAAGUCCUUCCCAGGCAUCGAGAAGUUUGAAGGUCGUUAUUUCCACAGCCGGGAAUACAAAAGUCCCGAGGAUUAUGUAGGACAGAGAAUCAUAGUGGUUGGCAUUGGGAAUUCCGGUGUGGACAUUGCUGUGGAGCUUGGUCAUGUAGCAAAACAGGUAUUCCUCAGCACCAGGAGAGGAGCAUGGAUUUUACACCGCGUUUGGAAUAAUGGCUAUCCCAUGGACAGUUCAUUUUUCACUCGGUUCAAUAGCUUUCUCCAGAAGAUAUUAACUAUAGAAGCAGUGAAUAAGUACCUAGAGAAGACAAUGAACUCAAGAUUCAACCAUGCAAAUUAUGGUCUGCAGCCACAGCACAGACCACUGAGUCAGCAUCCCACCAUCAGUGAUGACCUUCCAAAUCGCAUCAUUUCUGGAAAAGUCCGAGUGAAGCCUAACGUGAAGGAGUUCACGGGAACAGAUGUUAUUUUUGAUGAUGGUACGGUGGAGGAGAAUAUUGAUGUUGUCAUUUUUGCCACCGGAUACAACUUUUCUUUUCCAUUCCUUGAGGGUCUGAUUGACGUUACUGACAAUGAAGUGUCCUUGUAUAAGCUGAUGUUCCCUCUGGACCUGGAAAAGCCAACACUGGCUGUCAUCGGACUCAUCCAGCCCUUGGGCAUCAUUCUACCCAUUGCAGAACUUCAGUCUCGUUGGGCUGUGCAGGUGUUCAAAGGGCUGACCAAAUUACCCUCAAUGAAGGUCAUGAAGGCAGAUGUGAACCAAAGGAAAAAGGCCAUAGAGAAAAGGUAUGUGAAGACAGGCAGGCACACAAUCCAAGUGGACCAUAUUGAGUAUAUGGAUGAGAUUGCCUCUCUGGCUGGGGUGAAGCCCAGUCUCCCAUUCCUGUUUCUCUCGGAUCCAAUGCUAGCCAUGGAAGUCUUCUUCGGGCCCUGUACCCCAUACCAAUACCGUUUGCAAGGUCCAGGGAAAUGGGAUGGUGCCCGGAGAGCCAUCUUGACUCAAAGAGAACGGAUCAUCAAGCCCUUGAAGACACGGAUUACUAGUGAGAAGAGUGACUCUGCCCCAGGACUCAUUUGGAUAAAGAUAGCACUACUUGGCCUGGCAUUUCUGGUUACAGGUUUAAUAUACUUUAGUUAUAUUUGCCAUGAUAAACUCAAAUGAGUGAAUGAAUUGUUUAGUAGGGAAAGCAUGCGCUUCUAGUCACUAUGGAGUGUUGCAAAGCCUUUAGUCAGAAGCAGACAGCAAUCUCAUUUAACACUGCUAUAGUUACAGAAAUGUUUAGAUAGUCUUUACAAGUAUUAGAGUCCUUUAAUAUGGGUGUGCAUUAACAUUUAUAAAACAUUUUGAAUGUACAAGAAGGGCUUAUGUUUAAAACAGUCUUGAGACCCUAUUUAAAGCUUGUGAGACUUUUGCCUCCAAAUGGACCAUAAUUGGUUCCACUAAGGUUGGUUAAAUCUGUGGGAAUUUAUAAAUAUUAACUUUGCACUGAUUUUAUGUUCCUCUUACAUUUUUUCCUCCAACUCAUUCUGUUAACUUGGGUUAAGAUGUGAAAGCUUAAGUUUAAAACAUAGAUAUUUAAAAAUAUAAGUCAGAAUGUUUUGUGUUUCAACUGAUUAGCAACAAUAAAAUUACUCUCCUUUUAAAUUGCGAUGUUUAAAGAAAGAACUAAAGAAUAAAACAGAGUAUAUGUCAGCUAUCAAUGGCCUACUUUAACUCUCAGUACUUAGAAAUAGGUAAUUGCUGUUCUGUGUUAAGGCAGAAUGGAGAUUUAAGUCACAACCAUGAGUCCAUGGUGGCUGCCUUGUCACUUUACCUGGCUUUCUGACCACUCUCUCUCUCUCUGUGGGAUAAAUGGCUUCCUCACUGUUGGAAGUCCAGGAGUGCCAGAAGGCUUCUUUACCUCAAAUGCCUUCUCAUUCCACCAACUAUGGGAAGUGUUCCUAGAACCUCUGCCAUUUUGUUCUCCUGACUAUAAAACCCCAAACAACCAUGGGAAGAAGGCGUGAAGACCAAAUGAAAUGGGGAGACCAAGGAGCAUGUGACCUUGUAUCCCAGAGGACACAUCAAUAAUCUGAAGCAUCACAAAGAAAGUUAUUCACCAAGAGAUAGCUUACUUUCUCAGCAGAGUAACUCAACUGAAGGCUCACUUGUUCUACUGAGAGGGAAAAAAAAUGCCCACAAGAAUACGGGAACUGGAAAGGAGUGGAGAGCAUUCUGUCCCUCAAGACUUCCACUGCUACUCAAAAUGAUAACAUAAUCAUCUGAUGUGGUUGCACUUGACCACAGGAACCAUUGACAACUGCUAGAAAACUAAUUCUCAGAAGCUAAAAUCAUAAGACAGGGAACUCUGUAGAUGUGACUGAGAUAAAUCCAAACAAAUUUUCAUGUGGG